This is a messenger RNA of Rotaria sp. Silwood2, 1110 nucleotides long. NCBI's taxonomy places the organism in Eukaryota, Metazoa, Rotifera, Eurotatoria, Philodinida, Philodinidae. The record is from the annotation of a GenBank genome assembly.
AUGACUGGUCUAUAUCAAAGAUUAUCAGAUGAUGCUAUUGUACAAUUAACUGCUCUAGUUCUAACAAAUAAUAUUUUCUCAUACAAUGGAAAAGUAUAUCGAUUUAUUAAAGGAUCUCCAUUAAAUCUACCAUUAACAGAAUUAUUGGCUAGUAUCUAUUUACAUCAUUGGCAAGUACCUUUAGUUAGAAACAUUCGUAUCAAAGAGGCAUUCUAUGGUCGAUAUAAUGAUAUCGGUUUUCUAACCUGGAAUGCAUCCAUCGAAACAUUACAGAAAAUAUUUGAUGAACUUCAACAAGAACUAGAUUCAAAUCUUCAAAUGACAACAUUUAUUGGUAGUGAUGUUCAUUUUCUUCAUGCAUUUAUUGAAAAUCAAAAAGGUCGCUUAUAUACGAGUGUUUAUCAUGAUUCAAUAAGUCAACCAUUUUUAUUACCUUAUACACAUAGUCAUCCACGAUUAUUUCAUCCACAAUGGUUUCGAGCUGCUCUUAUACGUGCUGGUCAAUAUUGUAGUUCAUUCGAAGAUUUCGAAGAAGAACGACUUUAUCUUGAAUUAACCUUUCUUGCUAAUGGCUAUUCAUUAGAUUUUGUCGAAUAUCAAUUAAGACAAUUCUUUUUACGUUUUAAUUCGAAGUCACAUGAACCAAUGAAUCUCAAUCGAUUCACAUAUCUUUCAAUUCGCCAUGAAUUAUUUCGUUGUAUCGAUCAACAGAGACAUAAUCCGGAAGAAGAACAAGAAUUACAUAAAAAUUAUCAAUUAAUUCAAUUACAUUAUCUUUUCGAUUGGGGUUCAAGAUGUCAAUUCAAUCAAAAAUUUUAUAAACUUUGCUCUGAAAUUCUCGAGCAAGACCUACACUUUAAAGAAAUUCGUUCAAGACGCACCAACACCGAUCGCUCUCACAAAUAUGCUGACACAAAAGAUGAAAACUGUCCAUAUAAUGCUAUACUUCGUAAAUUUCUCACCAUUCUUUCUAAUUCCUCAAAAACACUUCAAACAAUAAACAGUCUUAAUCAACAAAUGCUACUAGCCCGAGGAUAUCAUCUGUUUUCAAGCAAUCAAGUUAGUCAAGCUGCAUUCAUUGAUAAUCAAAAACAACUUGAAACAUGGUAA